AUGUUCGACAAACUCGAGGAGGAGCUGCAAUACUUGUGCACCGCCGCACUCACGGUGUGCGCAGUCUUUGCACCGAUGCAUGUGUACAGAGGGUUUGGCGCGUGUGUGUUUGGUGACUGGCAUUGGGGCUGUCCUGACUUCGAGUAUCUCGAAAAGAAAGCAAAGAAGGACACGAGUGUCUUCGCCAAGAUGCCAGAUCCACAGCCAAACCGCCCCGUUCUACUCGCCUUCGAUCGUGCGAUUCAAGUGCUGCAAGUCAAGAGCAUUGCGUUCCUCAAGCACAGGCCAUCUAUCUCUGGCUUCUCGGACUGGCAACCCAGGUUUAAACCUCGACCGAAGAAGGAAGUCAGCGACGACAUGUCUCUUUGCAAAGAUUGGGCCAAGCAGCUGGAGAAGCGAGGGCAUCCAUCCCCGCCGGGGAUGAAAGUCUCUAGUUGGGGUUUACCUUGGGCAGGCUGGCUCAGUGACUUCAACUGCCGCUUCACAAAAGAUUGGGAAGAAGUCAUGCUCAUUCAAAUGGACCCAGGUCGACUGCUUCACGCCUUUUUGUGUCGUGGUAGCUUGAACUUGCACGACGGUCAAAUGCUGGCUUUGCCACCUGGGACGAGUGCCGAGUCAUUGGCAUGCUGGUUGGCAGGCCGCCCAGCCAUGACACACAAAAUUAUCAGGUGGGAAUGCUUCCAAACCUCAGAGUUCGAGAAGAAAGUGGGCAAGAAAAUGGCAGCCAGGCUAGGGCGACAUCCACUUCCGAGCAACUUCGUUAUACGCAAUCCGAACGUGUCAGCUUCCACUACGAUAUCGCCACGAAAGUCGACACCGUCUCUUUCCACAGCGAAAGCCCCGCCACCGUACUCGCCAAGUCUAGACGAGGAGCGGUCACUGUCACCAACAUCGACACGCCAAUCUGUUGUGGAGAUCGGCAACUCGGAUCCCGCUGAGCUGGAAUCUAACGAAAGGCCCUCAGCGACUGCGGACGGAAUAGCUACAGGAGAAGCCUUGCAAAAGUCCAUGACGAGUUUUCGGAGGAAGCCAGCGCCCGCAACUGCUGCUCGACAUGCUUCUGCGCCAGCGCUUACAGUUGGGCUUUCCAAGGAUCGGGAAAAGAACAUGGACGUCACUGCUGAUACCGAGCCCGUGCAAGAACCUCCGAGUAGACCACCAAAGGAGCCUAUCAGUCACUCUGCGGAGCUUUCUGCAAGCUCACCAGUAGUCUACUCUUCAGACGAUACACCAGGCAAAUCUGCAAAAAUCACUAGCAAGCCAGAUGCACACUACCUCGAGCUCUUGAACGCCGUCGCCAGAGGAGAAAUCAGUCGACAGAAACUGCAAGAUAUUCUGGAGAGCGGAGACCCCAUGACAUACAUCACGGCAGAACCGCAGGAACUGUCUAAUGAUCCACCACCGCCAAAGCUGAUGGGCGUUCCAAUCCCUCUCGGAGAAAUCAAGCCCAAAGCUAAUGCACAUUCAGGAGAGCAAAGCGUUCCCACCGUUCUCCGACCUGGUUCAAGCCUUUAG
This is a messenger RNA of Zasmidium cellare ATCC 36951, 1515 nucleotides long. RefSeq lists its product as uncharacterized. The transcript has a single exon. The record is from RefSeq and is a predicted model, not a curated record. Bases 1 to 1515 code for a protein of 504 amino acids. NCBI's taxonomy places the organism in Eukaryota, Fungi, Ascomycota, Dothideomycetes, Mycosphaerellales, Mycosphaerellaceae.